GGGGGGUGGAGGGAUGGACCUGGGACGCCAAGGGAGGCUGCGGCCCAGGAGGGCCGCGCCCGCACGGCGCCGCGCGGGCGCCCUGCGGCCAUGCCGGCGGCGGCGGGGCCCUACGGCAGGUGGGUGUCGCAGGGGCCCGCGGUGCACGAGUCGGGGCCGCAGCCGCCGCCGCUGGAGGCCGUCCGGCUGCGGCUCUUCUGCGUGCCGCCGGCGGGCAUGGGCGGGCAGGCCUACCACGGCUGGACCAGGCGCCUGCCAGAGGGCGUGGAGGUGAUGCCGCUGGAGCUCCCCGCCAGGGGGCUCCGCAUGGGCGAGGAGGUGCCCUACGCCUCGUCGCUGGCGGAGCUCGCGCGCGGGGUCCUCGACGGCGUCGGCCUCGCCGUGUUCGCCGCCAGGCCCUUCGUGCUCUUCGGCCACUCGUUCGGCGCGUGGGUGGCGUACGAGAUGCUCAGGGAGCUGGCCCGGCGCGCGGAGCACGGGUGGCCCCUGCCGCUCAAGCUCUACGUCUCGGCCUGCCGGCCGCCGCACCUCUCCGACGUCCGGCACGACCCGGACGCCCUGAACCCUGCCAUCGGCUCCCUCGGUGAGGCGGACUUCUGGGAGGCGUUCGAGGCGCGGUACGGCUGCAACCCCGACCUGGCGUCGCCGCUCAUCAAGGGGAUGGUGCGCAAGCUCCUCCAGGCCGACUUUGGCCUGCUGGAGUCGUACGUCCCGAGCAGCCUGGAGCCGCUGGAGGUUCCGCUCUGCGCUCUGUGCGCCGAGGGCGACAACAGGCGCCGGAGAGCGGGAGCCGCCCCCGGGCUCGGGAGGUGCCGCCCGGAGCAGCUGUCGCAGUGGGCGAGCCUCGCCCCGCCAGGCGGCUUCCAGGAGCGUUGGUUUGAGGGCAUGGUCAAACCAGGCUGGUGGGCCACGCAGCACCGGUAUGUUGUGGACAACCCCGUGCCGCUGAACCGUUUUUUGCACGCGGACCUGCCGCUGGUCGGCCGCCCGCCGCCCGAGCCCGGGUACGCCGGGAGCGAGGGCCCGCUGCCGCGCACGGGCGAACCGCCGCUCGACGCCCCGGGCCCGCCGCCCGCCGCCCCCCGCGAGCCUGGCUGGUGCGCCGUGGCCUGACCCGCGGGCGGGGCUGCGCCAGGCUUGCCCGGCGGAGGCCCGGGAGGCGCCCGCUCGAAGGCCGUGGGCGGGCCAGCGCCCGCUGCACUCGCAGCGUGAAGGCGGCCCGGUGCGACUACCUCGAGCUUGCUUUCCCGUCGGUGUGGGUCAGGGGCUGCGGCCCGCAGGCCAGGGGGAGUCCAGCAGCGACGGCAUGCUCUUGGCGCGUCGGGGUCGCCUCGUUUGGAGGGGACACUGCGGACUGCGCCGGGCGCACGGGGCCCGACCCCUCCGCCGCCCCCGCGGGCUGCCGUGCCGAGGGGAGGUGAACGCGUGCGUCCAUACACUCGUUCGCGCGAGGCCCGGUGAGCAAGCAGUGGUGCAGCCAGGGCUUCGUCCUGCCGAGCGGAAAAGGAUCGCCGCCGGCCUCCCCCCCUCCCCCUCAGGUUCCCCUCUGGCUCCCCCAUGCCUCCCCUGCCGAGCGGCUUGGGAGGCAUGGUGCCUGCCGUGCGCUGAUUUCUUUAUCUCAGCGGCAGGUGGCGUGGAUGCCUUCCUCCCUCUGCU
Messenger RNA from Prorocentrum cordatum, 1656 nucleotides. The record is from the annotation of a GenBank genome assembly. NCBI's taxonomy places the organism in Eukaryota, Dinophyceae, Prorocentrales, Prorocentraceae.